AUGAGAAAAAGUCAUGCAGAGCAAGACAGCCAUCAGAAAUCAGGCUGUAAACUGACCCUUCCUGCUCUGUAUGACGAUAAAAGGCUCUUGCUCCAAAGGCAACAGUUUAAGAGGGACAAAAUGCUGAACCGGGAUGAACUCUACUUAACCCUACAGGGAGUUGAUAUUUCUAAGGUUAAUGGGGCCUAUAGCAACACCAUGGGGCACCUCAAAUCUCGUCACAUGGAGAUUAGCUAUUGGCAGGCCCUUAUUAAAGAGAGCAUCCAUCUGGUGGACAGUGAAAUUGCCUAUGUGGAGCAGAUGAAAGAGAUGGUAGAGCACUGCCUCCAUGAGAGGAAGGUGUACAGUCAGCUCAUGGGUCGCUGUGUGGCUCUCAGCAGAUGCUUGGGCUCAGCCAGUCUGAACCACGACCAGGUCUUUGUCCAGCUGAAGAAAGAGGAGCGUCUGGCCAUGGAAAACAGGGAGGUGCUAAAGAAGCAGGCUGUUAUCAUCCUCAACAAACUAAGGCUAAAAAAAGAUUUCCAAGACAAGCUCGAAGCCUUAAAAGUCACCACCAGAUGCAUCACAUUUGAGAUGACAACCCAAUGCUCUGGCUUGACUGCUGGCCCACUCAAACCAACCCAUGUGAGCUAUGAGCAGUGGCUGUCUCAGUGUCAACACCUGAAGAUGAUGGCUGAUAAACUUGUGAGGGACUCAACAAAUUGCAGAGAAAAGCUGCAGUUCCUCCUGCUCAAUCUGAACGGUUCCAGUGAGCGCCAGCACUGCAGGACCGGCGAAUCACUCAGGAGGAAGAUCCAUGACCUGACUGUGAUCGGUGAUAGACUGAAUAUGGAGAAACAUCGGGCAGAACCUUGACGUAGCACACCAACGUCUGACCUUUGUGGAGGACAAACUGGCUAGAAAUGCUCAACUCAUUGAGGUAGCUCAGAGGUGCCAGAACAUCCACCAGAGCUUCAGGCAGGCUGUCAACUC
This is a messenger RNA of Cyprinodon tularosa, 972 nucleotides long. RefSeq lists its product as uncharacterized. Gene Ontology annotation, cellular component: microtubule cytoskeleton; nucleus. The transcript is spliced from 7 exons. The coding region runs from base 1 to 855 and encodes 284 amino acids. The record is from RefSeq and is a predicted model, not a curated record. Gene Ontology annotation, biological process: cilium movement involved in cell motility; cilium assembly. NCBI's taxonomy places the organism in Eukaryota, Metazoa, Chordata, Actinopteri, Cyprinodontiformes, Cyprinodontidae.